Messenger RNA from Oncorhynchus nerka (sockeye salmon), 2075 nucleotides. RefSeq names its product cyclin-dependent kinase 17. Gene Ontology annotation, cellular component: cytoplasm; nucleus. Gene Ontology annotation, molecular function: cyclin-dependent protein serine/threonine kinase activity; ATP binding. The transcript has 16 exons. The coding region runs from base 373 to 1953 and encodes 526 amino acids. Lineage: Eukaryota; Metazoa; Chordata; Actinopteri; Salmoniformes; Salmonidae. Gene Ontology annotation, biological process: protein phosphorylation. The record is from RefSeq and is a predicted model, not a curated record.
CUCUCUCGGUGUCAGCAGCAGCAUAGGCGGAGGCGUCAGAAUGUGGGCAGCCACAGUUUGCACCUCUACCGGUUCAUCCACGGACACAAUCCGUUCUCACUCCCCAUGAGCUCCCUGCUCGUCAUAGAAGUGAGCUUUCGGGAAUCUGGUCUGUAAUUUUGUAUCAUUUGAACUUUGAAUACGGUGUUCAAGUGAGAACAUUCUGUACGGAAUAAUGUGAGCAAGAGAAAAGCAAGACGUAGACGAACUGUUUUUUUUACGGGUGGGUGGAAAGACGGGCAUCCGGCCUCCGAGGAAGCGCCCAUCGAGGUGUGGAAGUCAGGUAGAAACAACGUACAUCGUUUUUGCCCAGCCAACCCUGAGGAGUGUGUGAUGGAGAAGAUGAAGAGGUUUAAGCGGCGUCUGUCCCUGACGCUGCGCUCCAGCCACACCAUAGACGAGUCUCUGUCUGAACUGGCCGAGCAGAUGACCAUCGAGGACGGCGGCAACAAGGACAAUGAGCCGAUCGUGCGUAAUGGGCGACCACCCUCCUCCCACAGCAUGCACUCGUUCCUGCACCAGUACACCGGCUCCUUCAAGAAGCCCCCCCUCCGCAGGCCACACAGUGUCAUCGGAGGAAGCCUGGGCUCCUUCAUGACCUUCCCCAGCAACGGAAGCCGCCUCGACAUCGUCCACGAGAACCUGAAGAUGGGCUCAGACGGGGAGAGUGACCAGGCGUCUGGGACGUCGUCGGACGAGGUGCAGUCGCCCACCGGGGUGUGUCUGAGGAACAGGGUGCAACGACGCAUCUCCAUGGAGGACCUGAACAAGCGUCUGUCUCUGCCUGCUGACAUCCGUAUCCCGGACGGUUACCUGGAGAAGCUGCAGCUGAGCAGCCCUACCUUCGACCAGCCCCUCAGCCGACUCUCACGCAGGGCCUCCCUGUCGGAGAUUGGUUUUGGGAAGCUGGAGACCUACAUCAAACUGGACAAACUGGGAGAGGGAACCUAUGCUACAGUAUUUAAGGGGCGCAGUAAGCUGACUGACAACCUGGUGGCGCUAAAGGAGAUCAGGCUGGAGCACGAAGAGGGAGCACCCUGCACCGCCAUCAGAGAAGUUUCGUUACUAAAGGACCUGAAACAUGCCAACAUCGUGACCUUACAUGACAUCGUCCACACAGACAAGAGCCUGACGCUGGUCUUCGAGUACCUGGAUAAAGACCUGAAGCAGUACAUGGAUGACUGUGGGAACAUCAUGAGUAUGCACAACGUCAAGAUCUUCUUGUUCCAGAUUUUGCGGGGGUUGGCUUACUGCCACAAGCGGAAGGUUCUCCACAGAGACCUAAAGCCCCAGAACCUGCUCAUCAACGAGAGAGGGGAACUCAAACUGGCUGACUUCGGUCUGGCGCGGGCUAAGUCUGUCCCCACUAAGACGUACUCCAACGAGGUGGUGACUCUGUGGUACCGGCCACCUGACGUCCUGCUAGGCUCCUCCGAGUACUCCACACAGAUUGACAUGUGGGGUGUGGGGUGUAUAUUUUAUGAGAUGGCUGCAGGUCGGCCCCUGUUUCCUGGCUCCACCGUAGAGGACGAGCUCCACCUCAUAUUCAGACUGCUGGGCACGCCAUCAGAGGACAGCUGGCCAGGGAUCUCUGGCGUCGACGAGUUCAAAUCCUACAACUUCCCCAAAUACAAACCUCAGCCCUUCAUCAACCACGCACCCAGGUUGGACACAGAAGGCAUUGAACUGGUGUUAUCGUUUCUGAAAUACGAGUCCAAGAGGAGGAUCUCAGCAGAUGAAGCUAUGAAGCAGGCCUACUUCAAGAGUCUGGGGGCACGGGUCCACACACUGCAUGAGAGUGUAUCAAUAUUCACUCUGAAGGAUAUCCAACUGCAGAGAGACCCUGGCUAUCGGAACUCCUCAAAUCUAGAGUCAGGCAACAGCAAGAACAGAAGACAGAGCAUGCUCUUCUAGACUUUCUGCACCUGGGUGGAGCUCUUUCCUGUUGCUAUAGUAACGGACUCUCGCUUGAGAUGAGACUGAAUGGAACAGAGCCCCCUCCUCCCUCUCGCAUGAGCCCCUCACCCCUGACCCCC